Messenger RNA from Chaetomium strumarium, 1908 nucleotides. RefSeq lists its product as uncharacterized. The transcript is spliced from 5 exons. The record is from RefSeq and is a predicted model, not a curated record. Bases 1 to 1908 code for a protein of 635 amino acids. Lineage: Eukaryota; Fungi; Ascomycota; Sordariomycetes; Sordariales; Chaetomiaceae. Gene Ontology annotation, molecular function: protein binding.
AUGGUUGCUCCCACCGACGAACAUGAAUGCAGCUCCACAGUGACCUUGAGCGCGGGGACCUCCUUGAGAACAAUUGGCGACCGUGAGGCGCCAAUGAACCGGGCAACUGGGCAGAAACGGACAGGAGACGGGGAGAUGAGGACGAGCCCGCAAUUGCCCGGGAAGAGGCACGCACGCCUGAAUACCAAAGCCGUUCUGCUCUCCUUGCUGUCUACUCCUCGAGCUGCCAUGGCUGCGUGCCUAUCGCUCCAGGGUUCCAAGGCAUGCUCUGCUUUCCAGUCAUCUUCCGUGUCCACCACCGAUGAGCAUUUGACGGGUCUCUAUCCUUUCCUCAAAUUUGCCUCAAGCGUAGAGGUCUUUGACGGGCUCUUGGCUUCAUACGUGGAGACAGAGUACGUCCGAGGACAGUACGGUGGCCUACUGGGCUGCACGGGUAUCAACUAUGCCAACACAAGCGACAUCUAUGCGCGCUUCACGACGACGGUAAUCUGUAAUGCUAUUAUCCAAAAUUCCAUCCAGCCCUGCGACCUCGCUGCGGCAGAUUCUCGGCCGGUUUGCGCCGAUACAUGCGCCGAAUUUGCGCAGGCGGAGGCUUAUCUCUUGAGUGAUACCGCCUUCUGCCCGCAGCCUAGUAGCAAUGCCCAGUCGCAGAUCAGGGCUGACUUCACGAACUGCGCUCUGCCUGGCAAGUCAUUAUCCAGCCAAGACUGCAUUCCGGGGAUAGCAAACGAGCCCGACAACUGCGGAUACGGUAACAGCACCAUCGGACUGUGUUCUUACUGUGCUAAGGGCGGUAUCAACUCGACCGACACAUGCUGCUAUAGUUCUGAUGCGGAGACACGCUGUGCCGGAGUUGUGCUACCGACAAUCUCACCAAUCACGCUCCCGACGGUGACGGCUACCGUGACUCCAUCUCCUAACGAUCAUUCGGCCGGCGGUGGCGGACUUUCUGGGGGCAAGGUUGCGGGCAUUGUCAUUGGCUCUGUUCUUGGCGCUGCCCUUUUGGCAGCCCUCGCUUUCGCCUUUCUUAUGUACAGGCGGAGGAGAAGCGGCAGUCAAAACGGAAGCAUCUUCAACCAACCGUCGCCCGCUCGUCGGGGACCGCCACCGUCGUCGCAGAUCGGACAGACAGUCACGCCAGCCGGCUUUGAGGUGCUGCCGGGAGGGAGAAUCGCCCGAAUGUCGGCCCUUGAGGGCCAUUCCGGGGACACACCGUCGCGCCAUAUGGGCCGCGAUACACCUGGGUCAACUCCCGGGACUGCAGCAGGGUAUCGUGGAAGCAGCCGACGAACCCAUGACCAUUCCCACUCGUCCUCGGAUGGAUUCGGCGACAGCCCAGCGUCUGAGCGUGGCAUGGCUGGCGUGCUCGGGCCACCUCCGGCCAUGCUGAAAAAGCGGAACGGGUCCCUGUCCAGCAACUCGGUGUUAGCCGGCGAGGAGGCGCAGUCACCUAGCUCCGGCGGCAUCUCAUCCCCUCAAGGGGUGGCGAGCCAGCAGUCAGAACAGCUGCCAUUCUUCAAGGACUAUUAUUCUCAGGACGACAUACAUCCCGGUGAUCGAGUUGCUGUCCUGUGGGCGUAUCAACCACGGGCUGCCGAUGAGUUCCUGCUGGAACGUGGUGACAUGCUCAAGGUCGUGGGCAUUUGGGACGAUGGAUGGGCCACGGGCGUCAUGGUGGAUGAACGCGCCGAACAGUGGGAGGCUCGCCGGCAAGCUCAAAGAGACAGCGGGGUCUCGAACACAUCAGGAAGAGCCCUUGACUAUUCGCCCCCCGCUAGCGGCGAGAUCAAGGCAUUUCCGCUGGUUUGCGUUUGCCUUCCGGAGCACUGGAGAAAGACGAUUGAGGGCGACGGAUCCACCGACACGACCUCUAGCGCUCUUCCCUACACUACGACGACGCAAGCUUAA